GAAACGGCGGGUGAUUCUGUUUUUGUUUGAGUUGAAGCACGGAUUUAAAACAUACAAUAGAUGGCAAAUUGAUAUCAUCCUUUAGUACGACUGCUGUAACAUUUUGCCAUUAUAAUCAGGGUGUUUUAAUCCAAGCUUUAUGUAGAAAGCCAUAAUUGUUAUAACGGUUUUCAAACAUGGAGGGCAUGGCGGUACCGGGAAAGAAACUGAUGUCCCUUAAAACAUCAAAACAGACCUCGACAGUGGCAUCCAAGAUCAAGAAUAAGAUACUCAAUACCUCCUCAUUCUUCAAGGUCUCUUUGAAAACCAAUAACAAAGCCCUGGCCCUUGCCUUAGUGGCUCAAAAAGAGAAGAGCAGACAAAUGGAAGUGGAGAAUGUGCAUCUACAAAAACAAAAUGAAGCUCUCUACUUUGAUCUAGCAGUAAGGAGGCACAAGCACAAGAAACUGGUCCUUAUCUUGAAAGAUUUACACCGCAGCACUCUGGAUAACCUGGAAAAGGCACUCGACCUUUUUUCUGAUUAUGAUGCUGUCCCUGAACCAUCUAAUGACCUUAUUACCCCUGAGGCUGAAGAUGACAAUCAUCAGUUUCAGAGGGAAGCAGCUCAUAUUUCUCUCAAACCAGAGCAGUUGAUUUCACCCUUAAAACAGACAAGCAUAAACCAUAAGCCUAUUGUCAAGGAGAAUGCCACAUUCGUAAAUCUCACUGGGACACAAAGCAAACCCACAGAGUUAAAGGUCAAAGGCAAAGUAUCUGAGACUGAAAGCCAGGCGGACAAGAGUUUAUCAACUCAAGGAGGAAUGCUGCACAAGUCCAGUAGCUUCAGGACCGAGGUAGAGAGGUGGUCACAGAUCUUCUCAAACCCCGGACAAGACUCAAACCCAACCGUGUGCCUUGACAACCAAAUGCCCUCAGUUGUGCGUACAUCUGACAAACCACAGCCUCUUUCCAUAAUGGAGACAUUAAGACCUGGGUAUAUGCCUGCUUUUAUAAAGGAGACCACAUUAGAACCUGCUAACAUAGAAGUGAAGAUCCCCCUUGACACAGAGAUGGAAAUGACUUUGGCUGACAGCAUGGUUGAAAUAGUCACUGUAGAGACCAAGCCCAAGAAAGCAAAGACAGAUGGUGGCAUCAAGCCUAGGAAGAAGAUGAAAAAACUAUUAUCAAAAGAUUCUGAAGAAGUAGAGAAAAAAGUUAGAGUAAAAAAAAGUGAUUCAGCUUGCGUAAAAGACAGUCUUGAGAUGGGGACCUGUUUUAGUUCAGAGCUACCUCAGUCAUGUUCUGAGACCCUGUCGACUUUUGACAACAUAUCAAUCCGAGAUGAGGAAGAACAGCAACAAGCUGUAACUAAAGUCUCAGCCCAUGAGACUCAAACACUUGCUUCUCGCCGGAAGACUCACUUCACCUCCCGUAUCCCUAAGCACGGUCGACUUGCUCAUGAUACUCAGAAAGCAACGCAGGAGAAGUCAAAACCGUUUGACCCCAGGAAAACGUUUGUAGUUUCUGUCCCAAGUAAGUCCCAAAACACUGUCUCAGCGGACCCAUAUGAAGAUGAUUUCUUUAUGGACGGAUGCUCUGAAAACAAAGACAGCGCAAAAUGUGUAGACAAAGAAACAGAACAAAAAGAAUCAAAAGGUAAAUGCCGAAAGACGUUUGAGGUGAAAUCUCAGACUGACAACUGUAUGAAAAAGAAAACCUUGGAAAUCACAGUUUCCAAUGAGGUGCUGUAUCAGAGAAGCAAGAAAACACAGAUCUUCCCUUUAGAAGUGGUCCAUGAUAAGCAGAUGGUAGAGGAUACGUGUGUAGAUUUGGACCUACAGAGUGCCUGUGUGGACAACAAUGAUUCUCAGCCUGAAUCCAAGGACAUACAUCGUUCUUCCUGUUUAAAUGCCACUAUUUCACCCAGCACCAGACAGAAGAGCAAGAGACCUACAGACUCUGGCCAGACCAACAAAGGAAGAUCAAGAGAGACAUGUGUUAUCUCAGUGCCUGGCGAAAACUCAUUGCAAAAUACUUGUUCUGAUAAGCAGAUGGGCACUCCUGGUACAAUAUAUAGUUUUGCGGGUGAUAAGUCUUACACAGCCAGGGAUUCAAGCAUAGCGGAGCAUCUUCCUGUUACUGACCUAGACCUAAACCACUGUCGAGUCACUGGACGUGAAAACAAACAGCGUCCAGGUGGAGGAACACAGUCAUCUUAUAAACGUCCAUUUAGGGCUACCGAGGAACCAGCUGAGGGUCUGGACAGCCAGCAAAUGGAUGUAAUUCCUCCUUGUGAACCAGCUUCUGCCAUUAUAGUGCAAAAUCCUAAGAAGGCCAGGAAAGAGAAGACUGGCAAAUCUAAAAUGAAGGUGUUUUUAGAGGGGAUCUCGGUUAAGGAGAGGAAAAAGAAGGAAAGAAGCAGCACUCGUGGAUCUUCAUCCAGCCAGAAUCAAGAUAACAAAGGCAUGGCAUGUAUAGAGUUAGCACUACCUCAUGCGGAUACACUCGAAUGCAUGCCUGCAAGGGAAAAAUCCGAUAUUUUACUCGUAAAAUCACACAAAGAAACUAUGAAGAGUGAUCACAUGGAGGAGUUGUCUUCAGUUAGUACCCAGAGUCUGAAGACGGAAAGGGAUAUGCAAUGUAGCUCAAAGUCUCAAAUCAACACAAUGCACAAACCAAGAUGCAGGGGCACGUAUGUCAUACCGUUCAGUAAUAUGGAUUCCACUCCAAACGUUAACUCCAGGAGCCAAGAAGAAGAUGACGGGCUCUGUGUCAGUGAGGAUGCAGUACAUGAGAGCCUGAUGGAUUUGCUGGUGGAUACACGCCCCCCGUGGGAAACUCUUGAUUCUAUAAGAACUGAGUAUGAGCUGGACUGCCUUUACUCCAGCCCCUUAAAGAUGGCCUCUCGCAGAGUUACUGUGUAUGAAGAAGAGACUGCUCAAAUCAUUACGGAGCCAUCUCCAGCAGGAUGUGCCCUUAAGUCUGUGACCAAUACUAACUGGAUGGAAAAUGAAAACACAGGAAGAACGAGGCGACGGGGAGCUGCUGUCAGUUACAAAGAUCCUCCCAUCAACUGCAAAAUGAGGCGCGGAGAUAAGUUUACAGACACAAAGUUCCUGAAUUCUCCGAUAUUCAAAAACAAGAAGAAAAGGAAACAGAAGACAAUUGAAUGUGCUCCAGUUAAUUAACUGAAUUUUUUGUGAUUUUUUUACUCUCGGUUUUAUGCAGGUGUAAAAUGCUUUUUUUUAAAUAUAUAGCCAGUGAAUACUUUUUAUUGU
Osmerus eperlanus (European smelt) is the source of this 3257-nucleotide messenger RNA. It is a transcript of the gene sgo2, whose product is annotated as shugoshin 2. The record is from RefSeq and is a predicted model, not a curated record. The transcript has 9 exons. Bases 177 to 3167 code for a protein of 996 amino acids. Gene Ontology annotation, cellular component: chromosome, centromeric region; kinetochore; nucleus. Gene Ontology annotation, biological process: meiotic sister chromatid cohesion; meiotic chromosome segregation. Lineage: Eukaryota; Metazoa; Chordata; Actinopteri; Osmeriformes; Osmeridae.